Kluyveromyces marxianus DMKU3-1042 is the source of this 2151-nucleotide messenger RNA. It is a transcript of the gene GID7, whose product is annotated as glucose-induced degradation complex subunit GID7. The record is from RefSeq and is a predicted model, not a curated record. Gene Ontology annotation, molecular function: protein binding. Lineage: Eukaryota; Fungi; Ascomycota; Saccharomycetes; Saccharomycetales; Saccharomycetaceae. The transcript has a single exon. Bases 1 to 2151 code for a protein of 716 amino acids. Gene Ontology annotation, biological process: proteasome-mediated ubiquitin-dependent protein catabolic process. Gene Ontology annotation, cellular component: GID complex.
AUGGCUGUUCAAACUGCAGGUUCCGACGAAUCCCAAAGCAACGGUUCAUUGAGCAGUGCUCCAACUAGCCAUGAAUCCUUUAUACCUCAGUAUACGAAGAAGCCACUAUCACAGCUAGAUAUAGAUGGACCUCAACAACCAUUUGAUAAAGUGCAAUUGACAAAGUUGCUAAUUGAUGCUUUGCAGCAGAUUGGUUAUAGUGAGACUGCAGCAACUUUGCAGAAGGAAAGUGGUGGAAUAUUGAUCGAGUCCACUCAUGUUAAAGCUUUAUUCACUGCUAUAAAGGAGGGAAAAUAUCAAGACUGUUCAUUGGAUCUGUUACUCAGGUUACCUAUAUUCCUUGAGUCUUUAGAAAUAUCUGGUGAUUUAUCACAUGUUGCACUUCCACCUAUGCAUCGCAAAUCAAAUGAAAUUCUUGACCAUUUUCUUACUGAAUACGAGAAGUUAACAUUUGUGAUGAAAAGGUUAUCGGAGUUGAAGGAUGUAGACAUCAUCAAACUAACAAUUUGCGUGGAAAUGCUUGUUUCAAUACAGACAUUAUCUUUCACAGAAAUAUUAGGCUCAGACAGACGGCUUGCCCUUGAAUUAUUGAGGUCAGUCAUCAGACCAACUAUAUCUAUCUGGGAUUCAUUACUGACUUUGCAGACUAUGAAGUAUGAUCCAGAAGCACAAGCUCCACCAACAACAAGUGGAAGUGAACAAAAUAGCCCUUUUUCAUACUUCCAGCCAGACCAACUUCUAUCACAGCUUUCUACAUUAAUAGCUUGUGGUCAAAGCUCUGAUGACCCUUUUGUCACAAGAGACACUACGGCCGAACAUAUAUCGAAAUUCAUAAAUCCAAAUGAUCUUGUUCCUCGUGGAAGACUAAUGCAGUUAUUGAAACAGGCAAUACAAUAUCAAAGAUCGAGAGAUCUUUUAAGUUUCCAUGUAGAUGAUGAAUCAGGGGAAAACAAUGAAAAAUCAGCGGUGAGCUUCAAUUUGUUGCAGGAUAAUGUUACCAAAUCAACUCAAUUUCAGUUCGAAAACAUCAAGACGUUAAAUCGUAACAACGAUGAAAUUUGGUUCCUUCAGUUCUCGUCAGACGGAAGAUUCUUAGCAAGUGCAAGCCCAUCAAAGCAAUACGAAAGAAAGAUUAUCAUAUAUGAUGUGAAAAAGAACUUCGAGAUUUAUGCUGUUUGUUCAGAAACUCGCCAAUCCGUUUUAUAUUUGAAAUUCUCUCCUGAUAACACUAAAUUAAUUGCAUGCUCCAUAAACUCUGCAGUGAAGAUCUAUGACCUCAACCAGCUCUCUCAACCAACUUACGAUGGCUACCUUUGUGAAUAUGAUCAACUAAAACCAAUUGCAUCGGUUUUUGUUACUUUCCCGACUACUCCAGAGUCUUCAGUUCAUUCCACAGUCACUCCUACUGGAUCCACAGAAACUAUGAGAUUAUGGUGUGCCGACUGGUUCCACAAUCCUGAAUUAAAAGACUUUAUUGCAUUAGGGUCACCUGAUUCGGAUGUCAUAAUUUAUGACUUGAAAACCGCAACCAUAUUCGCUAGAAUAUCAAUGACAAUGGGAGAAGAUCUGCAAACUUCAUUCCCUCACGUACAUGAUAUCAAAAUCUCUAAAGAUGACAAUGACCUAAUUGUGAUGAAUAAUGAAAACUAUAUCGAUAUCUUUGACAUCUCAACAUUGAGAUAUUGCAUUCGCGACAAUACUACCUUCAUGACUCCAAGAAAAAGGAGAUUAUUCGUAGGUAAAAGAAUGACCGGAAUGCAAUUCCCAGAUACCUCUCAAUAUCCUUCGGAUCCCUUUUUGUCUUCCCUAUUGCUUGUUUCUAUCCAGAACCAAGAAUUACAACUCUGGGAUUAUCAAAGAGAUAUUUUGAUUCAAAAAUAUAUUGGUCAGAUUCAAUCUCAUUUUAUUAUUCGCUCUUGUUUUGGUUAUCACUCUAAUUUCAUCGCGAGCGGGUCUGAAGACGGUAAAAUUUACAUAUGGGACAGAUUUUAUGGUAAUAUUAUCGGAGUCAUUCCAGCACAUUUGGAUGAUGCACCACUAUCAAAAUCCAAAAUCUGCAAUAUAGUAGCCUGGAAUCCUCAAGAUCAAACAAUGUUUGCUUCUGGUGGCGAUGACGGUCUAGUUAAAGUAUGGAGGGUAUCGGCUAUAUAG